GGAGGGAGCCGACGGAAUGAGACAGCAGCAGCCAAAGUGACGCAGUCAGUCAGGAAUGAGGAGCAGGGCUCCGGAGGACGCAGCCGACGGAAUGAGACACGGCCACUGUGCUGCUGGUAAGCCUGAAGGAAGCAGCCAUCACCUCUAGUGGCACAACGUCAACCAGUCGUCCCCUCUAUGAACACAUGGCUCCUCCGUUUCCCUGAUGGCCGGUCACCUGCUCAAAGUCUCCUCCUUGGCCACGGCGGUGUUUGCCACCUCUGGCUUUUACCUGUACAGCCGCCCGCUGAGCCUCAAUGACCUGAGCGUCGUGCGCUUUGGACGAGCUGCCACCACCACGGUGCUCAUCAGUGUCGACUAUAUCACUGCUUUCAAACAUGUGGAAUACGACACAGAGGAGUAUUGGGCACUCAAAUCCAAGGUGCACCUGCGAUCCGCGGAGCGUCUUCGAGAUUUGUGCUGUGCCAACCGGGGUACUUUCAUAAAGGUGGGCCAGCACCUCGGUGCUCUGGACUACCUGCUGCCUGAGGAGUACACAUCCACGCUGAAGGUGCUCCACAGCCAAGCUCCUCAAAGCAGUAUGGAGGAGAUCCAGCAGGUCAUCAGAGAAGACCUCGGCAAGGAGCUGUCGGAGUUAUUUGUUUCCUUUGAGGUGAAGCCUCAGGGUGCAGCUUCUUUAGCCCAAGUCCACAAGGCAGUCCUGCAUGAUGGGAGGACUGUGGCCAUCAAGGUACAACACCCCAAAGUCCAGAAGCAGAGCUCCAGGGACAUCGUGAUCAUGGAGGUGAUGUUGAAGGCAGUCCAUUGGCUCUUCCCAAAUUUUGCCUUCAUGUGGUUGGUGGAGGAGGCCAAGAAGAACUUGCCACUAGAGCUGGACUUCCUAAACGAGGGCCACAACGCUGAGAAGGUGGCCAACAUGCUGGCCCACUUCUCUUUUCUCAAGGUUCCCUUGAUCCAUUGGGAUUUGUCCACAAAGAGAAUCCUGACCAUGGAGUUUGUUGAGGGGGGGCACAUCAAUGACAGGGACUACAUGAAGAAACACGGCAUCAAUGUUAACCAGAUCUCUGAGAAUCUGGGUAAGAUGUACAGCGAAAUGAUCUUCGUCCAUGGCUUUGUUCACUGUGACCCGCAUCCAGGCAAUGUGUUGGUGCGAAAGUGUCCCCGCAGCGGGAAGACUCAGAUUGCCCUGCUGGAUCACGGCCUUUAUCAGGUCCUUCAGCCGGCCUUCAGGUUGGACUAUUGUCGGCUUUGGCAGGCUCUGAUAAAAGGUGACAUGUCUGGGGUGGAACGCUACAGCCUGAGACUGGGAGCUGGAGACCUGUACGCCCUGUUUGCCUGCGUGGUCACCUCUCGCUCCUGGACCGCCGUCAAUGCCGGCAUCAGUUCUGUUCCUGUCACGCGCUCUGAGGACGUUGAGAUUCGGAACAACGCAUCUCAAUACCUGCCCCAGAUCAGCGAGCUGUUAAAUCGAGUUCCCCGGCAGAUGUUGCUGUUGCUGAAGACCAAUGACCUGCUCAGGGGCAUUGAGACCACCUUACAGACCAGAGCCUCCUCCUCGUCCUUCAUCAACAUGUCCCGCUGCUGCGUGCGCGCCAUGGCCAGACACAGGAGGAGCAAGGCUCGGUCCUGGAGGAGGCGUAUCCAGAUCACCCUGGCCGAGUGCGUCGACCUGUGGACGCUCACCAUGUAUGAAGUGUUUCUGCGGCUGAGCGGCUCGCCGUUGGGACACUGGCUCACUGCUCUGCUGCCAUUUCUGCACUGAGACAUACCUGGACAAUGGGACAGUUAACAUCUGCUCAUAUACAUUGUACAUAGACCCCUGAAUUCCACUUAUCUUAAUGAUACGCUUUGUUACUGUAACGUACACAAGGACACCACUUAUUAAUGUCUCAACACCAGGAAGCAACGAUAUUUCUCAUCAACUUGAAACGUACUUGAUCUGCCAUCAUACAGGGUUCCUGUUCUCACACUGCAGGGACACGCUUUGUUCCUAACACGUACAUUGUAGUUUUCAAUGACAUGUUAAAGUGUAUAUCAUCUGCACAUGUGGAAGUGGUUGAAUGUUUCCUCAUUUCUGAUAAAUUAAAAGAAGUCAUAUGAGAAUUCAAGUGGA
Messenger RNA from Gasterosteus aculeatus aculeatus (three-spined stickleback), 2113 nucleotides. It is a transcript of the gene adck1, whose product is annotated as aarF domain containing kinase 1. Lineage: Eukaryota; Metazoa; Chordata; Actinopteri; Perciformes; Gasterosteidae. The record is from RefSeq and is a predicted model, not a curated record. Gene Ontology annotation, molecular function: ATP binding; protein kinase activity. Gene Ontology annotation, cellular component: mitochondrial inner membrane. Gene Ontology annotation, biological process: protein phosphorylation; lipid homeostasis; mitochondrion organization.